Molecule: messenger RNA, 3157 nt
Organism: Danio aesculapii
Lineage: Eukaryota; Metazoa; Chordata; Actinopteri; Cypriniformes; Danionidae
Product: gastrula zinc finger protein XlCGF7.1-like
Exons: 1
Coding region: 2-913 (303 amino acids)
Biological process (GO): regulation of transcription by RNA polymerase II; central nervous system development
Cellular component (GO): nucleus
Molecular function (GO): RNA polymerase II cis-regulatory region sequence-specific DNA binding; DNA-binding transcription factor activity, RNA polymerase II-specific
Source: RefSeq, a predicted model, not a curated record
GAUGGUGAAGGAGGAGACCGAAGAACUGAGUGAAGAUGAGGAGAAACAUCAUGUCAAAAGUGAAAGUGAAACUCACACAAAUCCAGAAGACAGUAUCUUAAUGGAAAGAACAGCAGUGAAAGAUUUAACCUGCACUCAGUGUGGGAAGAGUUUCAAAUGCAAACAGAAUCUGAAGUUUCACCUACUGAUCCACACUGGAGAGAAACCACACAGAUGCGAUCAGUGCGACAAAACAUUUUCGAGGGCUUCACAGCUGAAGAAACAUCUUAGAGUUCACACAAAAGAGACGCCUUGUUUAUGCCUUUUAUGUGGAAAGAGUUUUUCACAGCGGUCACAUUUAAAAGCGCAUCAGAAGAUCCACACUGGUGUGAGAGAGUUUGUCUGCUCUGAGUGUGAGAAGAGUUUUAUCACAUCUGGAGACUUGAAAAAGCACCAGAGGAUCCACACUGGAGAGAAGCCGUACGUGUGUUCACACUGCAACCAAGCAUUCAGGCAUUCGGGAAAUCUGAAAACACACGAGAGGACUCACACUAGAGAGAAACCGUUCACAUGUACUCAGUGUGGGAAGAGUUUCACACAAUCAUCACACCUUAAUUCACACAUGCUGAUCCACACUGGAGAGAAAACGCACAGAUGUGAUCAGUGCGGCAAGACAUUUUUUAGGCCGUCAGAUCUGAGGAUCCAUCUCAGAGUUCAUACAGAAGAGAAGCCGUAUUCGUGCUCUGAGUGUGGAAAGAGUUUUGCGCAUCCGUCAUAUUUAAAUGAGCAUCAGAAGAUCCACACUGGUGUGAGAGAGUUUGAGUGCUUUGACUGUGGGAAGAGUUUUAUGAAAGCUGGAAACUUGAAACGACACCAGACGAUUCACACUGGAGAGAAACCGUACAAGUGUUCACAGAGCAUUCACGUGGAUUAAAUCCUCCAGGCUAUGUGCACAGCUAGUGUUUUUCAGCCACUGAUAAACUUCUGGUGAAAGCCUAAUGAUGCUGUUUUCAAGUUCGUAAGGUUCCUUUUACAGCAUCAAUGUUGUAAUGUAAUUACAAUACCUUCAGUUAAAUAGACUUGAGCAUUCAUUUAGUUGUGCAAGUGUAAAUGUAAAUGCUAUUGCCGACAGCACCAGCAGGCGAGCGCUGAAACUCCAUUGAAAAUACUGAGGUAAAGAUAAAUGUCCUUAUUUUAAAGAGAUGCCUGGGAAAGUGUCAUUUAAAUCAGUGCUUCUUGUCUGGUCUGAGGCCCCGUUUACACUAAUACAUUUUCGUUUUAGAAUGAAAACGAUCCGCGUCCACACUAGUGUUUCACUCAGCGUUUCUGAACAACUCUCCGUCUAUAUUACACUGCUGAAAACACAUCACGUGACCACACACACACUCCGGCAUGCACUGCAGUGUGUUUUGAGUUCAUCUACCCAAGUGAGAGCUGUGCUCGUCAAACUGUUUAUCAAGGAUCCACUGGAUCUAAUCUCACUAUAUUUGUUAAACGGGAUAUUUAAUUUAUCUUGUUGUGUAUAUCUGACGACAUAUUCCCCAACUUUGGUAUUUUCAAUCUAUUAUUGUUCUCAGGUAACGCGUUUUGGCUGAGCGCAAAGAUAAGUUAAUAAUUAAUGUAUCUGUGUACACUGAUUCAGUAUAUUGACUGAUCGCUUGCCUUUAUUUUCUCUAUUGUUUAAACGUAUUGUAUGUUACACUUUUAUAACGGCCAUUAUUGAUUAUUAAAACUGAUAUUCAAUGAAAGAGAGGGUGUGUUUCGUAUUUUCGAUGAAAAUGAAAGGAGGCAGUAAUGUUAUAGGCUUCGUUUUGUUAUAAAUAUGCACACAGUGAAGAUGACGCUCAUAUAAACAGUAGCUACACGACGCCUCAACAUUUCUGCUGUCUGUUAAGUUAUAAUAUCUAAUAGCUAAUAUCAAAAUGAAAAUAGGCAGUUCCUCAUAUCUUGUUUUCAUUUUAUUGUUAAGAUAGUGAAACGGCAUAGCCUGCAGGGUGAUGUGAAUGAGGUUAUAAAGUACACUGUUCCCUUUGGAGAUUUACCCGAUGUGUCCUCAGGAGUUUGUUUUCCAUAUCAAACUUGCGAGGUCUGAACUUACAAGAGGAUGCAGGACUGAUCUGUGUGUAGGCUACUUAAUAUUGAGGGAAAAGCCCCAAUCAGAGAGGCGAAUGUCUGCAGCCAUGCCUCCGUUUUCAGAUGUCUCCGUUUUCCCCCAUCCACACUGAGACAGAGCAGCAGUGUUUUACAAUGAAAACACCCUCUUCAGCGUUUUCAAAACACUCCGUUUUCGGCGCUCGAAAACUCUGGCGUAGUGUGGAUGGAUGGUGUAACCGUAUCAAAACCUAAGCGUUUUAAAGCGAAAACGUAUUGGUGUAAACGCGGCCCGAGACUCACUUUAUAUCAUAUAUCUAUCAGGCAGUGAUGAUCGCUGAUUUUUAAAGAAGUCAGAUCUUAAACGUGGUGAUUUUGUAAUGGAAAGACAGUUCACUGGAAGCGCUUGGGCUGACUGACUGAAAAUUAAAAGUCUGUGUGCACACACCCUUUUGCAGCGAGUCUAUGACAGAUUUCCAUCAAUUGAUGGGAUUCUGCCUGUCUUUUUAAUAAAUGCCUUAAGGCGCUUUCACACCUAGACUUCUGUUUCGGAACCUGGCAUCAUUACUAUCAGUAAAUGUGUGUUUCAUGUCAAAUACGAAAGCGAAAGCAUGCUGAACUAUUAACAAGAGCUGUUCAUCUAUUAGGACAGCUGACUGAACUGCAGUCUUGGUUUAUCUGUUAUUUCUCUCUAUAAUGUAAAGCCUAUAAUGCAGAAUUCUUCAUCAAGUUUUUUUCCUCGCCACUGUCACCACUGGCUUGCUCGGAUCGGGACUUGAGCUGUGCAUCCGUGGAUUCGCUCUACAGUGUUUGAAACUUAAGCAGUGAAACUCUGAAAUCUGGACUUUACUAGAUCUGUGUUAAGCUGCUUUGACACAAUCUACAUUAUGAAAAGCGCUAUAGAAAUAAACAUGAAUUGAGAAAGUCUUACCUCUGAUUUCUAUUUGGCGACGAUAUCUGUGGUAGGUGUCACCAUUCAAUAUUAAAGCACGGCUUUUCUCUUAUAACGUCUCAUGGUCUUAUUCAGAAAUUAAAAUAAGGACGCAUGACAGCUGAGCGGGCUGAAAAAUAAACCAUUGAACUCUGA